AUGCUCGCUCCUUCAACAUUUUUUAAGAGAAUUCCCAAAUUGGUCAAUCUAAAAUCUUUCAUUUCUUCCGUAUCUUGCACUAAUACCAUCCAAAUUAACCCAGAAAUCAAUCAAAACACACCAAAUAUUACUGAUUUUGAUGCAAAUAUUCAAUCUCUGAGGAAUAAACUUUACCCCGAUAACUUAAUCAAAGUCUUGAAAAGCACCAGCGAUAUUAACUCUGCUGUUAAGAUAUUCAAAUGGGCUGCACUUCAAAGAAGGUUUAAUCACACUGCUGAUACUUAUUAUUGGAUUAUUUUCAAGCUGGGUAUGGCUGGAAAUGUUGAGGAAAUGGAGGGGUUUUGUCGAAGUAUGGUAAAAGAUAGGUGCUCAGGUGCAGAAGAUAUCCUUGUUUCAUUGGUUGAUGCAUUUGUUAGAAAUUACAGGCUUAAUGAAGCGAUGCGUGUUCUUGUUAAUAUGAAUUUGGCUGGUAUUAAGCUUUCAAUUGAUUUGUUUAAUUCUGUGCUGGGUGCUCUUGUGGAAGAGAAGAGAGGGUUUCAAGAUGUGGUUUUUGUUUAUAAGGAGAUGGUGAAAGCAGGAGUGGCUCCAAGUAUUGAUACUUUGAAUUACUUGCUGGAGGUUUUGUUUGAGACAGAGAGGGUUGAUUCUGCUUUGGAUCAAUACAGGAGAAUAAACAAGAAAGGUUGUAGUCCUAAUAGUAGGACUUUUGAGAUAGUAAUAGAAGGUCUCAUUGCCAAAAAUAGAAUUGAUGAUUCAGUUACCAUUUUGCAUGAGAUGCUGGAACUCGGAUGCCUGCUUGAACUGAGUUUUUAUAGAUCUGCAAUACCUUUGUUUUGUAGGGAAGAUAGACUGGAACUGGGGAUUAGGUUGUUUACAAAGAUGAAAGAUUCUAAUGUUACCCCGGAUUCUUUUAUUUAUGGAGCUUUGAUACAGUGUUUGUGCAAGCACCUUAGGUUGGAUGAGGCAGUAAACCUUCUUGAAGAGAUGAUGGAAAGUCAGUUAACACCUGAUGAUAAUGUUUUUGUGGAUGUUGUAAAUGGGUUUUGUAAAAUAAGAAAGAUAAAUAAGGCUAUUGAGCUCUUGGAAGAUAAACAUGUGCUCAUAACUUCUCCACACAAUGCAUUGCUCAGAUGCUGUUGUGAUGCUGAUAAAUUUUUCAUGGCUAAAGGUCUCCUCGAGAAGAUGUCUGAGAGAAGUAUUGAUGAUUCCGAUUCUUGGAACAUUCUUAUCAGAUGGCUUUGUGAGAAGGAGGGAGUGAUGAAAGCAUACGAACUUCUAGGUAGAAUGAUUAUAUCUUCUUUGACUCCUGACCGUGCCAUAUAUUCUGCUCUUGUUACUGGCAACUGUAGGUUAAGCAAGUAUGAAGUUGCUCUACAGCUAUUUCUUCAGCUUCAUGCCAAGUGCUGGAUUUUAGAUCCUGCUUCUUACUCUGCACUGAUUGAAGGACUAUGCAGGGGAGAAAAGUGUCUAGAGGCUGUGAAAGUGUUUUGCUACAUGUCUGAGAACAGAUGUCCUCUUCAGUCUUUUUCGUUUAAUAUGCUGAUUGAGGGUCUUUGUAGCAUGAGAAUGUUUAACGAAGCUGUCAGGCUACAAUUGUUGGCUUAUAAUUCUGGUACUUCUUGUGCCAAUGCUACAUACAAUUAUAUAAUGCUCGGAUUAUCUAAAUCAGACAAUGGAAAGCAUAUGCUAGCAUUUCUCUCACGAAUGUUGGUUCAGGGUAGCAAUCUUGAUAUGGAAACAUAUUGUGUUUUGAUACAGAGCAUGAUUGCACAGAAUCAAAUAAAGAAGUGUGCUAUGUUUCUCAAUAUGAUGGUUAAUGAGGGUUUUGUACCUGACUCAGACACAUUAUAUAAUCUACUGUCAUGUUUGGCCAAUCAUUCUAAGUUGUGUUUGAUUUCAGUUACUCUUGAUAAAAUUGUUUCUGACUCUGAAAUUCUAGAUUCGGCCAUGUAUAAUGUACUCAUUAAUGAUGCUAUGACCCAUGGGUUGCUGAUUGGUUCUGAUAAUACGGAGGAAAAAGGUGAUGGGACAUUGACAUAUGCUGAUCUUAGCAUCAAAGAUGAUGUGGCCUGGAACUUAAAGUUGACUAGAGGGAAUGAUUCCUGUAGAGGUAAGGGGAUGCCAACACAACAUAUGGAAGAAAAUGGAAUUGAGAAAAAUAGGCCCGAACCUAAUGGAGAUGAAGGAUCUGUGAAGCCAGAGAACAAGAGGAGAAAGAGGGCAUCCUCAAGCAGGAAUGCAAGUCAGAUGAACUCUGAACAGACAUCAUUUUUAGCUUGCACGAGUUGGUAA
Messenger RNA from Dovyalis caffra, 2292 nucleotides. Lineage: Eukaryota; Viridiplantae; Streptophyta; Magnoliopsida; Malpighiales; Salicaceae. The record is from the annotation of a GenBank genome assembly.